Messenger RNA from Schistosoma bovis, 3985 nucleotides. Lineage: Eukaryota; Metazoa; Platyhelminthes; Trematoda; Strigeidida; Schistosomatidae. The record is from the annotation of a GenBank genome assembly.
UUCAAAGCUUCAUUACCACAACUCUUAAUCCUUGACAUGGAAUGACUAAGGUUCAUUAGUUUGUUUCAGUGAACCAAGAUGCGGUACUCUUCCAACUAGAAACACUUUUAAAUGUGACGGUGUUUUCGUAAUUAAUUAGGACGAUGUUAGAGAUCCUUUUAUCCCCUGGCUCUCUUAGCUGGGGGAGAGGGCUUUUGUGCAUUUUUUCUGCAUUCGUUGUUGGACUUAGUGGUGUAGUCCCGCUUCUAUUUCUCCCACUAGAUAGCAUUUGUUCUAGAACAGAUGUCAUUUCUCUCAAUAGGUGGCUUAGUUAUGCUACUGGAAGUCUUCUUGGUGAAGUUUUUAUCCAUCUUCUGCCAGAAUCCUGGAUUAACAGUGACAUCGAAACAUUUCAGAUUCCUGGAUUUUGGAUACUCAGUGGACUUCUGUUGUUUUUUAUUAUCGAGAAGUUAUGUAUUAAUGAUUCUACUGAAAAAGAGGUCGAAGGUUAUCUCAAUCUUGCUGCCAAUAUAAUUGAUAACUUUACUCACGGUGUGGCUAUUGCUGGAAGUUAUCUUGUAUCUCUUCGUUUAGGGAUUUUGACGACUACCUGCAUAUUAGUCCAUGAAGUUCCUCAUGAAAUGGCUGAUUUUGUAAUUUUACUCCGAAGUGGGUUCAGUCGGUGGGAAGCUGCUAAAGCUCAAUUAGCUACAGCAUCUGGAUCUACUUUAGGUGCCAUUCUAACACUUUGUGCUAAUGCUUCAGUAACCGGUUGUACAACAAAAUGGAUACUUCCAUUUACUGCCGGUGGCUUUCUAUACAUUGCAUUGGUUUCUCUUCUGCCUGAUAUUUUAAAAGAAUUAUCAUUUAAGGAAUCAAUUAUUCAUUUAACUCUUAUGUUUUUUGGUUUAACUUCAAUGGCAAUUGUCUCAUAUGCAAUGGAUUGAAUUGAUAAAUAUUAUGAUCAGAAUCAAAAUAACAACAACAACAACCAUGUUACAUAAUGAGAUAUACACAGAUUUGUAAAGAAAAAAAUGAUCAUCGAUCGUUGAAAACAGAACACCUAAAAGAUUAUCUAAUUUCUUAUAUCCGGUUGUCAUUAUACCCCAGUCUCAUUCUCACCUUAUUUGCCUUCUCUUAUUUAUCCCGUUAAUGUAUAUGUAUAAACAUAAUAUGUCUUAUUGUUAUGAUAAUGAUGAGAAAUCUAGAAAAAGAUCUCUAUGAAACAAGUAUUCGCCAUUAUUCAUCCUCUUUUUCUCUAUUGUGAGUUUCUUUCUUUCUUUUUCUAUAUAUAUGUAAUCUGAUCUAUUCAUUGUUAAAUCCAGUGAUAAUAAUAUACCAUUAUAUGUCAUGCAUAGUUGAUAGAAAAGAAGCAAAAAUUUUCUUUUACAAAAUCUUUUACUAUAUUAAAUCUAUUAUUGAAUAUUGUACAAGUUGUAUUGUUUUAAACAGUAAACAACUAAAAUUUUAAUUGUGUUGUAUAGUGUAAUAAGCUAAACUUGGAUUACUAUUAUUAUUAUUAUUAUCAUUAUUAUUACUAUUAAGCGUAUAUUCUUUUGAUUUCAAACCAUCCAAUGAGUACUUUUUAUUCAAUUUGACAUUGACAUUGAUUAUGUAUCAUCUAAUUUAUAAUUUAAUGAUAUUAAUUAAUAUAAGAGUAAUUAUUCUUUAUUAUUAAUUUUACAUACUGGUGAAUAGUAACUGAUGGAGAAGAUUGAGAAUGAAUCGAAUCAUUUCUUUUCUCUUUUUUUCUUUUCUUUAUGAAAUUAGUUGUUUGUAGAAAAACAACUUCAGUUUUUCCACUUACUCUAAUCUUAUCAAUUUAUCAGUUUUUUAUGAAGUGCCAAAUGCCUGAAAGCUUAACAUACUGUUGUUGUUAACUUAGAUAUAUAUGAUUUCGUUAUUUUGCUUUUGUUUGUUCAGACAAGAUAAAAUAAACAUCAUAAUCCUGAAUGUGUUCAAUAUGAACAUGUGAAAUAAGAAAGAUCCAUUCAACUUGUACAAACAAUUUAACUAACCUAUUGCAGCAUUAACAUAUUUUUUGUAUGCUGAUUAGUUGUCAUCCAGGAGUUUAUGAGAAAAAAAACUCAUUAAAUUUCACUCUUAUUCUACGCUUCAUUUGCCUUCGAUAAAGUAUACCAUUUCUAUUCAAUUUAGAUUGAUUUGUUUGAUCACAAUACCUAAUAACAUGUUUAAAAGAUUAUAUAUAUAGUAGUAGUAUCCUAAUGAGUAGAAAAUUGCAUUACUAACGUCUUGUAAUUGAAUGUAAAUCAUUUCUUCAAAAUAAAUUUUAUUAAUAACUAAUUUUCAAUAUGACACAUUUUCUAAGUACAUCUUUAAAUAUAAUCUGCUUUUGUUUAGAGGUUCGUGUUACUAUCCGAUUGUCUAAGUGAAAGUAGAUGGAAUAGGGUUCGAGUCUGAGGAAUGAUGAUGAUGGUUUUAAAACAAUCGACCCAGUUUUAUAAAGGGUUUAUAGGUCAGAAAACUGACACUUGGUUAUAAAUAAGUUCAGUCAUUUUAAUACGAAAUUUGAAAAGGAUACACUAAAUUUCAUUAUCAUUCUAAUCUACUUCAAAAUAACACUUCAGGUAAAUAUUGAUCACCAUUUUACACAAUAGUAAUUUCCGAAACAUCGUUACAAUGAAUUCACUACAUAGCAAACUAGACAGAUAGUAAGCAUAGUUCGAUGUGCCCUUAGUAAUAUCAAACCGAAAAAUCAAUGAAAUUUAAAGGUUUAAGAAGUUACUUUUUUUUCAAUCUUUCUCUUAAGGACGAAAAUAUUGUUCAAAGGUCAACUGAAUUCUCGCUUUAUAUUCUUACAUGCAUCUUGAUAUAUACAUACAUAUUUUUUUUACUAUAUUAUCGUUUGUAUCCUUAUAGCAUGUCACCUAUCAGCUUUAAACCUUUGAAAAAAGUAAACACAUUGUACCAAGUCUAAUCAUUGAUUUUAUAUUUGAUUUCUUUUAUAAUUGAUAAGAAAACUAGUAUUUCCCGCUAUGUUAAUGUCACGUGUGGCAACUUAGACAGAUACAUAAUUAUACUGCGUCCUAGAUGCUGCCCAAUAAACAUUUUUAGGUUUUCUUACUAAUAUCAUAUAAAGGAUUUUUUAACAACUGAUUCAGAAAAUUUCCUGUUUACCUGUAACUAUCUCACUAGUCUCUGAACCUACGUUGACAACUAACUGGUUGACUUUCUCAGUAAGAAUAGCAUCACUCGAAUUUCUGUUUUAUUAUUUACUAGGGAUAACUUAGUAGGUAUUUUGAACUCGUUUUACACCUCUUAAAGGUGCACCAUCAUUAUUCGAUACAGGAUCGAACUUUCGAGUCUCGUUGUAGGCAUAAUGCUUUUAGAUAUAUUACUGAUUAUUGUUCAGAAUGGUUUCACGACUAUUCAAAUGGAUACCUCAGAACCAAGAACAAUCUCGACCAAACAACACUAUUUUCUCAAUGUGUCUGCUUUCGUUUUCCGUUCAUCAUCUUGGUAAUUAAUGUGGUCAUAAACAAAAGAAUUAAUUUCACUUAUUAAGCAUGAUACUACCCAGUAUGCAUGAUAUUUGUCCAAUCUCUUUUUGACUUCAAUGUUAUUUCAUUUUAAAUGGAUAAUAUUUUAGUAAUUUAUAUUAGAAUGCAUACAACUAAUCGAUAUGGUACUGUCAUCUUUGCCAUUUAGUUUCAUACUGAUUUAUCUACUUCUGGUUUAUGACAACCGAUUACUUUCUUAACCAUUUUAACUUUAUAGACUAUAUCCAUAUAAUGGGUAUUUUCUAAAUAUAACAGUCCAAGGGAAAUCGAAAAAUAAUUACUUGUAUUUUGAAUUACAAGGUACUGAAUUCAAGUCAUAAUGUAAACAUUAACAAUGAGAUGUACAUCCAUUCGACUGACCAGUCCCAAAUGGGUCGAGAUACACAUCUUGGACUCCCUUGUUUGUCACAGUCUGUUUUUCAUAUUCAAUUCCUUAUGUUUAUCUUUCUACUACAAAAUAAUUAGAUGGUGGUUGGAGGUAGUCA